AUGGACGCACCGUUUCGUGUGACGCACCAGCGGGUAGCGCUGGACAUCGACAUGCAGGCGACACGGGUGGCUGGCAUGACUGAGAUGACGCUGGCACCUCUGGAUGAGAGCUUGGAUAGGUUCUCGUUUAAUGCAAGGAACUUGGACAUUACUCGUAUCACGGUGGAUGGCGUGGUGGCAGAGUACGCCUUUCAGGAUGCUCUCCAGCGGGUGGUGCCUCAGUACGAGGGCCAAGCCGCGUGGUCGGUUGGUCGCUACGAUGAGUGUUUGGCGACGGCGAUGGCGUCUGCCGAUGCGGGUGAGCUGCUGGUGUACUUGCCCAAGGAAGUCAAGCUUGUGCCGCGGGCGGUGCCGCUCGGCGACGAGGCGGCGAAGGGCUGGGUUGCUCCGCCACCGGCCGACGAGGACUCGUCCGACGACGAGGAGGACAACUCUGUGGCAUCGAGGCUGGGCAUGUCGACGUCAAAGAUCAAGCGAGCGACGCGGGAGAAGGCUGCGGCCGGCGGGAGUGAGGAGGAGGCUGCGGCCAAGGCCAAGAAGAAGAAGAAGAAGGGACUGUCCGAGGCGGCUGCGGCCGGAGCGGCUGCGGCGCUGGCGUCGCGGCAGCAGCGGAUGAAGGCGUCGUACUUUGAGCCUGUGGUUGUUCGCAUCGAGUACUCGGUGACGGCGCCGGCAGGCGGGCUGCGGUUUGUGCUGCCGGACGCAGACGCGUUUCCGAUGCGGGCGCCGCAGCUGCACACGACGGGCGAGCCGCUGUCGACGCGGAUGUGGCUGCCGUGCGUGGACAACCGAAUCUCGCGGCCGCUAUACGAGUUUGCGUUUACGGUCGACGCGCGGUUUAUGGUUGUGGCAUCGGGCACGCUGGUGUCGCAGGUUGAGACUGGCGACGGGGCUACCAAAACGUUCUACUACAUGCUCGAGGUUCCUACUGCGGCUGGUGCACUCUCGCUGGCGGUGGCACCGUUUGAAGUGGUGCAGGACCCGCGGCUGCCAUUUGUGACCACGUUCUGCCUGCCCGGCGAGGCCGAGCGGGCGGUGCACACGGCGGCGGCGCUGUACGACAUCUUUGAGUUUUACGAGGACUACCUCGGGCUCCCGUACCCGCACGAGAACUUCAAGCUUGCGUUUCUGGAAGAGCUGCCUGGUACGUUAGUGGUAGGUGCGACGGUGGCGUUCUGCUCCGACGCGCUGCUCCACGACGCGUGUGUGGCGGACCAGGUCCAGCCUGCGGCGUGCGAGCUCGCGCUCGCGGUGGCGACGCAGUGGUUUGGAGCGUUCAUCGAUGUGCCGACAUGGUCGGAGGUGUGGACGCUUGAGGGUCUCGCGCGGCUGCUGCGACACGAGUUUGUGCGGGCGGCGUUUGGGAUUGCGGCUGCAAAGCUCGCGCUCUACUCGUCGAUGCAAGUUGUGCGAGUGGUUGAGGGCGGGAACGCGCUUGCGGGCGUGGUCAUGCCGCCGCUCUCGCAUCCGACGUUCGAGUCGCACCCUGCGGCGCUGAUGGAGGACUUUGGCGCGGUCAACGCGCUGCCUGUGGUGGCCGGGCUGAGUCUUGUCUCGCACGCGCUCUCGUACGGCAGCGUCUUUGGAGUCAAGGCCUUUGUGGUCAUGCACAUGCUGCAGACGCGAGCCGGGCCGGAAAAGUUCAAGCGACUGCUUGUGGGGACGUGCCGGCGUGCGCUGGACUCUGACCUUGCGACGAUUCUGGACUUUGAAGGCGAGAUUUUUGCGCGGCUGUGCAAGAAGGACUCGUCGCUGCGGGAGUUUGCAGAGAUGUGGGUGUCGCGGGCGGGCUCGCCGACGCUGCUCUGCGGGUUCUGGUUCAACCGCAAGCAGCACAUGGCCGAGGUUGCGAUUCGACAGGAGGGCGUGCGCGACUGGAACAGCGACAAGUUUACGGGCCCGCUCAUUCUGCGAAUCCACGAGUAUGACGGGCUCUACGACCACGUGCUCCACAUCGACGACGUGUACAAUGUGUGCUCUGCGCCGGUCAACUCGAAGAACCGCAAGGCGCGUGCCAAGACUGUCAAGCUGGAGAACGGCGAGUACGCGAGCGUGGACGUGACAGCGAUGAACGACGCGCCAAUUCUGUGGCUGCGGCCGGACCCCGACCUCAUGUUCCUCGGCACCAUCACGUUUGUGCAGUCGGAGGACAACUGGGUGUUCCAGGCAACGCUUGAGCGCGACGUGGUGGGCCAGCUGACGGCGAUUGCGGAGCUGGGCAAGAUCGGAACACCCGACGCGAUCAAGGCGCUUGCGGCGAUUCUGGAGGACACGCGUAAUUACCACGCGGUGCGGAGCGCGGCGGCGGCAGGGCUGGCGACAGCGGCGACGGUGCGGAACGCCGGGGCGGCGCUGGAGACACUCAUCUCGCUCUUCAAGUCGUUCUACUUUUAUGAGGACGGCUCGCGGUUCAAGCCAAACGACUACUCUGACCUUGCGGCGUACCACGUGCUGGUGGGGAUGGUGCGUGCACUGGCGAUUGUGCGCGAUGCCUCGGGUGAGUCGCCGCAGCACAUUCGCGACUUUCUGGGCGAGCUCCUCAAGACCAACGACAACUCGUCGAACGAGCUCACGGAUGCGUUCUUUGUGGCGGAGCUGUACAAGGCGCUGACGCAAACGGCGCUUGCCAGUCGUGACAGCGCCAUCGGGCUUGCAAUGUACCGCAAGCUCUGCUCUGCGCUCGACUUUUACCGCAUCCUGCCGUCGUACCACGACGUGGUCUCGCAGGCAGCGCUGGCGGGCAUUGCGGCGCUUGCAGGCGCGCCGGGCUCGCGGGUGCCGCGUGGCGAGGUGCUUGACAAGCUGUACGAGGCAGCGGCGUACGGUAAGUUUGCCGACGUGCGUGUGGUGGCGUACUGCGGGCUUGUGGAUCUUGUGGCGCUGGACAGUGUCGCGGCGCUGACGUCGUUCCUGGGCCUACUUGCGGCGGAGCCUGUGACGACGACGGCGUAUGUGGUGCUGAAGCAUGUGGCCGCACACGUGGGGCGGGCGCCGAUGUACAAGGAGCUGCACUCGCCGGUGACGGAGCUCGUGGCGGCGCGCAAGCUCACAUCGGUCGUCUGGCACCAGCUCAAUGUGGUCUCGGCAUACGACUCGAAGCGUGCUGCCGGGUGGCGGGCGGUCUACCGCGCCCUGUUUGGCUACGGCAAGCCGGUCUGCCUCCCGAACGAGGUGCCAGCGGCGCAGGCCGAGCGGCCGCGGCUCAAGCUUGUGAUUAAGCAGCAGGAUGUGGCAGCGGCCAUGCCACAGGCCAUGGACGUUGCCGACGAGCCGUCGACGGCGGUGGCGAUGCAGGAGGCGGGGACCAAGGUUGCUGUCAAGACCGAGGAGGCUGCGGCCCCCGUACCUGCCGCGGUCGCGAGCAGCGGCGCGGUGGCGGCCACCGGCAUGCCUGCGGCUGCAGCGGCGGCCCCCGCAGCGGCAGUGGCGGCCGGAGCAGGCGAGGCAGCGAGCGGAGGAGGGUCUGCUCCGCCUGCUGGGGAGGUCAAGCCGUCGCGGCCGGUCAUCAAGCUCAAGCUUGGCGGAGCUCUGCUGACCAGCGGCGGUGGCGGUAGCGACGAUGACGACGAGUGGGGCACGUUCUCGUCGAGCGAAGAGUGA
This is a messenger RNA of Thecamonas trahens ATCC 50062, 3600 nucleotides long. RefSeq names its product transcription initiation factor TFIID subunit 2. Gene Ontology annotation, biological process: transcription initiation at RNA polymerase II promoter. The transcript has a single exon. Bases 1 to 3600 code for a protein of 1199 amino acids. Lineage: Eukaryota; Apusomonadida; Apusomonadidae. Gene Ontology annotation, molecular function: RNA polymerase II general transcription initiation factor activity; chromatin binding; transcription cis-regulatory region binding. Gene Ontology annotation, cellular component: transcription factor TFIID complex. The record is from RefSeq and is a predicted model, not a curated record.